UUGUCAUGUUUUCAUUCAGCUGCGCACGCGGAGCGAACAAAAGACGCGCCAGUCUUGCCUUCCGAUUGGCUCGCGGCCGAACCCCCGCGAGCUCGACCACAGCAGAUGGAGCUCGCGCUCUCCUCCUCUUUUUUUUUUUUUAAACCCCACUCUUACAAGCUCGUGGACGCUCGUCUGGUUGUUUCAAGCGGCAGAACCGACGGUUAACGGAAGAUUUUAGCGACAACAUCAAAGAAAGACGAAGAGAGAACCGAGAGAAGACCUCCUGAAGUCGAUACAUGACAAGGUGCCGCUAGGGAUUGACAGAAAGAAAGAAAGUCGACCUGCUUAAUCAUUUAUUGUGGCUUCACACUGACAGCGCCAUCUCUCAGGAGACUCCACAGGAAUCGACAUUCACUACGCUCCACUCAUGCUGACGGAGAAUGGAUGAGACGGAAAACGAGGUUCAGAUCGGAGAGAACAAGUUUGUCAGCAAGGCAACGGUGCUCUCACAUCUCAAGACAUACAACCUGUACUACGAUGGGCAGAAUCUACAGUUACGACACAGAGAGGAAGAAGGGGAGCUGAUCAUCGAGGGUUUGCUAAAUAUCUUUUGGGGCCUGCGGCGACCAAUCAGGCUUCAGAUGCAGGAUGACCACGAGCGAAUUCGGCCACCCCCUUCAUCCACGUCCUGGCACUCCGGCUGCAAUCUGGAUAGUCAGGGUCCUCCUGGCAGCUCAGAAGGCCAGCAGACAGCACAGCAGAGUUCACCUCAAGUGGAGGUGACCCCACCUGAAGACCAGCCUGAGGAUAACGGUGUGAUGGAGGAGCAAACAGACGAGGACAAUGAGAGCUCCGCUCAGCUCCUCAGAACAAAGAGUGAUGCUGGGGUCUUAAGGCGGGGCCAGCGAAGGUCCCCGAGUAACCAAAGAAAGAUCCGACGACACCGCUUCUCCAUCAACGGACAUUUCUACAACCAUAAGACAGCAGUUUUUACACCUGCUUAUGGCUCGGUCACUAACGUUCGGAUCAACAGCUGCAUGACCACGCCUCAGGUGCUGCGAGUUCUCCUUAACAAGUUCAAAAUUGAAAACAGCCCGGAUGAUUUUGCUCUCUAUCUGGUUCAUGCGAGUGGAGAACGUGUGAAACUGAAACGGACUGACUUUCCUCUGGUUCUGAGGAUAAUUCAAGGUCCAUGUGAGCAGGUCUGCAAAGUCUUCCUCAUGGAAGAAGACUUGGGCGAAGAAGUCACGUAUGAUGUGGCGCAGUAUAUCAAGUUUGAGAUGCCUGUUCUGAAGAGUUUCAUCAUUAAGCUGAAGGAGGAGGAGGACAGGGAGGUGCAGAAACUCAGGAGGAGGUAUAAUUACCUUCGGUAUAUCAUUGAAAAGCAGCUCCGCUGUCUUCCAGAGGAAUCAAAGUGUAUGUGAUCUGCUCCAAAUCCUUCCAGCUCUGACCAAGAGUCAGCAGCUCCUCGCCUCAUCCUGCACAUCCGUCCACUCACAUGUUUACCGAGCUGAACUAAGCACACGCCAAGCACAGCUGGCUGAGAGGGAUUUAAAGCGUUCUGAAUGAGCCAUGAGCAAAAACCCCUUCUUCCUCUCCUUUAGGCAAAACAGAAUCUAUUUACAGAGCAUAUUUGGUGUAAAUGAAUAAAGUGCCUGCUUGACGAUGGAGUUUCUAAGCACAACAAAAACGUUAGAAGAACAGUUCCACGCUUCACUGGUUCAUGAUUCUUGUAAUUGUGGAAAUCUGGAAACUGAUUUAAUGUUUUCUGCUUUGGAAGCUGAAUGCAGAGGCUGAAAAUGUCAAAUAUAUUUGUUUGUUUUGUA
Oryzias melastigma (Indian medaka) is the source of this 1808-nucleotide messenger RNA. RefSeq names its product Ras association domain family member 2b (gene rassf2b). Gene Ontology annotation, biological process: positive regulation of JNK cascade; positive regulation of protein kinase activity; regulation of non-canonical NF-kappaB signal transduction. Bases 423 to 1406 code for a protein of 327 amino acids. The transcript is spliced from 11 exons. The record is from RefSeq and is a predicted model, not a curated record. Gene Ontology annotation, cellular component: nucleus; cytoplasm. Lineage: Eukaryota; Metazoa; Chordata; Actinopteri; Beloniformes; Adrianichthyidae.